Melanotaenia boesemani (Boeseman's rainbowfish) is the source of this 7195-nucleotide messenger RNA. It is a transcript of the gene rp1, whose product is annotated as oxygen-regulated protein 1. The coding region runs from base 10 to 6156 and encodes 2048 amino acids. The record is from RefSeq and is a predicted model, not a curated record. The transcript has 3 exons. NCBI's taxonomy places the organism in Eukaryota, Metazoa, Chordata, Actinopteri, Atheriniformes, Melanotaeniidae. Gene Ontology annotation, biological process: intracellular signal transduction; axoneme assembly; retina development in camera-type eye. Gene Ontology annotation, cellular component: axoneme.
CCACAAAAUAUGAGCUCGACACCUGUCCAGGACCCCCCAGCCCAGGGAAUGUCCUCUGACAGUGGGCAGACGUUACCCUCCCGACCCUUGCAGCCCAGUUCUGAUCCUUCAGUCUCUAAAAGAGUUUGCUUCUACAAAAGUGGUGAUUAUAAAUUUAGUGGACAUCGUAUGAUUAUCACUGGACGCACCUUCAAGACAUUUGAUGCUCUGCUGGAUGCUCUGUCCAAGAAAGUGCCUCUGCCUUUUGGAGUUAGGACUAUCUGCACACCUCAAGGAACACACCUUGUGAAAGCUUUAGAUGACUUGCAGGAUGGGGGAGCCUAUGUGUGCUCUGAUCAGAAACGAGUGAAACCACUAAACCUUGAUGAAGUGAAUCGUAGGCAGGUACCUUGGAACACCACCAGACCACUCAGUGCAGGGCGACAAAGGCGUCAAGGACUCAGACUUGGUCAGUUUGGCAGAGAGAAUGGUGCAACCAACAGGCCAGCAAAAGUCACCGACAGGAUGGCAGUCCGGACGCCAAAGAAGCUUGUGGUCAUCAAGAACAGGGAUCCCACUGUUAAACGUACAAUUGUGUUGCAGCGAAGAACAGCACCAACAUUUGAUGCUUUGCUGGAUUACCUGUCUCAGAUCCUGCAGUUUCCAGUGCUGAAAAUUUACUCUACGGAUGGCAGAAGAGUUGAUGGUCUUGCUGCACUUAUCUUAUGCUCUGGCAUUGUUGUGGCUGCGGGCAAUGAGCCAUUCAGAUUAGGAAACCACAGUUCACACAGAACAGCCCAGAUGGCUCAGAUCAUGCACAUUGAGACUGGGGACCCACCGAUGUUACAGCCAGGAACUCAGAAGAACAAAUCUUUCUCAAGUGGUAGAGGCUCAAAGAACUUCUCUCUGUCAUCGGAGCGAUACAUCAUCAACCAGAUAAACAAGUCUCAGAAUGGAAGCAUGAACAACUACUUGCAUCACAGCAACAGAUCUUUUGAACCAGAGGCCAAUCAGCAUCACACUUCCAUUACAUGUGAAGCUGGGAGAGAAGAUAAUGAGAAUCAUACUUGCAUCAUACCAAACGAUGAUGAUAUUGAAAAAUCUUUCUGUGUGAAUCAAGAUGGCAGCAUGACGGUGGAGAUGAAAGUUCGUCUGACCCUUAAAGAGGAAGAGAUGCUCCACUGGACUACCACACUCAGCCGCUCCAGCCUUAGUAAGAGGACAGUUUGUGCCUCCCUUUCUGGGUCGGGCAACAGCUCACCUGACUCAAACAAUGCCAUUGCCAAAGACUCCUCAAAUAUCCAAGAGGACGAAACAAAAGAGGAGAACUAUCAUGUAGAAGCAGGAAAAGGUGUCGGCUUUAAUGACGAGAGAUUAUAUGAAGGCUAUACUUCAACAAGUGUGGGGAAAGCAAAAGGUUUCAAGCGCUCUCCUACACCAGGCCCUCGACAUGUUAAUAAGAAAACGUCUGUGGAGAGUUUGAAGAGGGUUACAGAGGCAGGGGUCCAAGAAAGCACCCUGGGACAUUAUUCCUACAUGGAGAGGACGGCUAAUGGUGAGACAACUGAGGGAUACUGUGUUGUCAGACACAGCAGCAGCAGCAAUAGACCGGUCCCAAAACCUCGGAAAACAGCUUCAGCAGAAAUGAGCAACAAUUGCCCUUCCAUCAGGUCGUCAGAGGUAGCCGAGGUCCUUCAGAUACGAAAUGACGGGAUGGAGGUUACAGAGACUGUGAUGCAUAUUUAUGAGAGCCAAGGCUGCUAUGACAACUAUUUUGCAAAUGAAGAAUACAGUGCAGAUGACACUUCUUUACAUGACUCUCCAUCGGUGGCAGAAAGCAAACCAUCCACAGACUCAUCCAGCAAUGACUGUGAUAUAGAUUGUAAUUGGCAGCCACCCACUGCUGACUCACAACAGAGGCAGAAAGAGGAGAUGCUAUCACUGUCAUCAGAGCCAGAAUCUCAUCAGGUUACAAAUAAUUUAACUUUAGUGACCGAUAAGGAAGCUCAUACUGCAGUUAAAACUGUCAAAAAUGACAAUACCCUGAAAAGCACAAAGGAAAAAAGCAUUGUACGGCCAGCUGGAAAUCAAAAGAGUUCAGUUUCAACAAGCAGCACAGAUAAGAAACAAAAGGACAGCAUAAUCAGCUCAUCAAAACGCAGCAAAUAUUCAUCAACUGACAAGCUUAGCAGUGAUGCUAGUGUGGGACAAAAGAGCCAGAAUUCAUUAAAAAGUUCUAGAAGUGAUCCAAAGAAAAAGAAAACACAAAGGCCUCAGUCUACUAAAUCAAUUAAAGACGAAAAAUCAUCCAGAAAGGAUACGGUUUCUUUAGUUGGCUCUCAAAAUCUUAAAAUCAACUCACAAAGCACCAAUAAAUUAACUGCUAAGGAUAAUGGCCAUAACGUAAAUACGCCAACUGGAAGGCCUCCCAUGAAGAAGAACAUGUCAGAAAUUUUACAAACCAAAAAAUCAUCAAGUACAACAACAAUCAGAAAGCCAAAGUCCAUGACUGAAUAUAAUCUGUCACCACCCAAAAAGUCUGUAGAACUGAGUGAGAGUGGUUCAAUGCCUUCUCUCAAUCCCUCACCCUCUGAAGUCCACCAGUAUGUUGAGACCUGGUUGGAGAAAGUUAGCCCAGACCAAGUGCCAUACAUAGAGGAGCCGAUCACAGAUGUAACAGAACCUCGCACAAAGGUUGUAUUUAAGAUAGGUGGUGACUCCGAAUCAGAUGAGCUAGAUGGAUCCCAGAAUACCUUAAAUGAUGCUUUGAAGAAGUCAUCCUCCUGUCUCUCAGUUCCUCUCUGCCAUGAAGAACCAUCAAGAGGGCUGCUUCAGAUCGACCAGAGAACACGAGGUUUAUGUGUUUCAAUGCCAAGUGUCAGAGCUGACCCUGAGCACCAGGAGAACAGGCUGUGGUCACACAAAUCAGCAGAGGCAAUCUGUCCAAAUGAAAGCGAAACAUCGUCAGCCAGCAUGUUGAGCCCCAAAGCAAAGAUAAAACCUGUCCUUCGGCAGCUUUGUUCAUCAAUUCAGUGUAUCAGAAGAGCAUCUACCAGCAACACACCUACUCUUCACAAUUCCAACAGCCUUCCUGAUUUUUCAACACAAGUGGCCUCCGUGUUUGGCUCAUCAUGUAAAGCCUUCUUGUCCUUCUUGUCAGUAAUGACUCUGAGAGAGAGCCUAAAAGGCUCCACAGCAGGGGAGAGUGACCAGUCAAGAACCACCUCUGAGGCCAUGCUAAUGAUGGAAUCCCUGCAGAAAAUUUCUGUCGUUGAAGAUGAGGAAGCGCAGAGGGCAAGUCUGACUGACUUACAAAGUCAAGCAUCUUCUCAGUUCAGAGAGCGCUGGAAGGAUUUCCAGAUUCUGAGGGAGAGGCUUGAAAGUGAACCACUUUCCCCCAAAGUUUCAGAAACAGAGUUUGCGCUUGAUGUUGUUUCUGAAGGUGGGGAUGUAUUUGAGGAUCAAAAUCUGGGCAUCGAUGAGCUGAUGGAGGAGCUAAAUAUGCCGCAAGACCUCAGAGAGGAGAUCACUUCAACAUUCCAACAUGCUAAAAGUUUUUACCCUGUUGAGGAGAGCACGUAUGUUGAAACUGUUCAAAACCACUCAGAUUCAGAGGAAGAUGUGGAGCAAUUUAUCCAAGCAUAUAACGAUGAAAUAAAGCAUUCCCCAGAGCUGGAUAGCAUAGCUGAGGAGACAAAACAAGUUCCUGAUGAACCUGAUCAGGAUCUGGAGUUAGAGACAGAAAGAGAUGAACCAUCAAAAUAUGAGGAGAUGGAGGCAAUAGAGCAUACAAUAAACAGGGAAUAUGGAAACACAACCAAUAUAGAUGCUGAUGAAGAAAAUGAUAAGGAAGAUUUGGGGAUGGAGGAUGAAAAAGAAGAUGGAGGAAUAGAGGAGGAUGAAACGAAUAAGAAGUGGGAAGACUGGGAGGAAAAUAAAGAAAAUGACCAGGAAUCUGUUGUGAAAGUAGCAGAGGAAACAGAGGAAGAGCUGACAGGAGAUGAAGACGAGAGAGGGGAGAGAUUGGAAGAAGGAGAGAAAGAAGAGGCUGAGGAAACAGAUGAAGGAUUAGUGGAUGAAGAGACAGAGGAGGAUGGUAGUGUUAAAGAUACAGAUGAGAGAGAGGGAGAUGAAGAGACAGAGGAGGAAGAAAAAGGUGAGAAAGAGGAAACUGAAGAGACGCAUGAUCAAAGCGAAGAAGAAGAAUUACUAACUGUAAUUAAUGAAGGACAGGAGGAUGAUGAAGAUUCAUCUUCAGAGGAUAAAGAGGAGGAAGAGGAAGGAGGCACUGAGAAAAUGGGGGGAGUUAUGAAAAAGAAAGAUGAAGAAGAGGAGAUAGAUGGGGAGGAGGAAGAAGAAGAGGCUGAUGCAGUUACUGGGACUCUUGUAGAUGAAGAAGUUAUGGAGGAAAAAGGUGAGGAAAAUGAGGAUGAUGAUGAAGAAGAGGAGAAAGAGCACUUUGCAGAGGUGCUUAGUGAGGGAAACAAUGAAGAGGAGGAGAACGAGGAGGAGGAAGACAAAGAACAAGAAGUGGACAAUUGUAGUGAGAAUGAGACAGAUAAAGAAAAGUGGGAUUAUGAUGAAGAUAGCAGAAACAUUCUGGAGAAAACAAGAAGUAGUGGGGAGGAAGAAACAGCAGAAAUGGAAGAAGUCAUUGAUGAGUUAGAGGGUGAAGAAAAUAUGACAGCAGAGCAGACUGUAGAUGAAGAGGAGGGGAAUGGUGAUGAAGAAAAUGAGUUAAAUGAGGGAUUAAAGCAGAUGGGAGCACAGCCAAAAGAUGAGGCAGAGAAAGCAAUCGCUUCAGAAGAUGUAGACAGUUUUGCUGAUGACGAGGACAGUAAAAAUGUGUUAGGAGAAGCCCCUUAUUUACAGCAGCACACCAGUAGCUGUGAAGAAGCAAAAGCUGAACAUGACACUGAAUCUUCAAGUAAAAAUUCCUCUGAAGGCCAGUGUGAGGAUGAUAAAUAUGCAGACACUGUUAAUGAAACAGAUGAGGGAGGAGAGGAGCAUGAGGAAAGAAGCAGCAGUUUAUCCCAUCCAGUGGAAAUAUCGCAGGAAUUACUUGACUUUGUUAAUUAUGCCCUCCAGUCUUGUUCACUGGUAUUCACGUAUGACACUCAGGGCAAAAUAAAGCUUGAACCUGACAAUGCCAGAGUCGUACAAACUAAGCAAAUGAAUCUACCACAAAGUAGAAAGGAUAGCUCUUAUGGUUUAAAAUGUCUCCCUAGCCCAAUCACUUCAGAUUUAUCUGAUUACAGACCAGAAACAUCAGAAAGUGGAGGAUAUAAAACUCAGGAAUCUGUAGACGUAGUCUCCGAGAGUGGAGAAGAGGCCUCACGAAAACAGUCUCCAGUGCACUCGUAUUCAGGACACUCAAUCAAGACAGCAAUUGUAAAGCAGACUGACUCUAAAGUAUCCUUGAUGAGUAGCUCAGAAGCCUUGCUCAAUUCCCGAUUAAAAAGUGCGGGGAGUUUUUCUUCCAGUGAUGCAGGCAUUAAAGUCUCAAGGGAGGACCUGUCUUGUUUCAGUGCUGCAAGCUCAUUAAAAGGAAACACUGAAGCUAGCUUGCAAAAUGUACAAUGCACAUCUGAUAAAGAAUCAGCUGACGGGGUUUUGAUUGAUCGAGGGAGAUGGCUCCUAAAGGAAAACCAUCUGAUAAGAAAAUCUCCUCCAGUCUCUCUGGGAAUGUACAAUAACUUGGAUAGCACAUCCAUAGACACAGGUCAGGAUAACACAAGCGAGGAUUCCCCACCUCACACCAAAACCCAGCACAGCCCCCUUGCAGCCAUAUCUUCAUCAGAGCUCGAGGAGCUGGCAAAGCCGCUUACUCCAAAGUGCACCUACUUCAACAUGCCACAUGGAAGUGACUCUGACCCCUUCUUAGAUGACUCCAGUAUCCGAAGUGGGAAACGUGAUGCAAGCAGUGUAAGAGGAAGAGGGUUCAGGGUGUCACCUACUGUUGAUACUUCUAAAACCUGGGCAAACAGAAAUGGCAGUCUGUCGUCAUUUGCAUCAGUUGAGUUUAAAAUCCCAGACAGAAAAGUGCAUCCUGAGGGUGAAUCCUCAGCUGUGACGCAGGCAAGAAGGACAUCUAAUGGGGAACAGGGUGCAUUGCAAGCACAAAACUCUCUGGACUCACUGCAUUUGAGAUGUGGCCAAUAUUGUCCCAUACUAUAAAAGUAGGACACUAUAUUUCACAGAAACAGUGCACGUAUUGUCAGAUUUUUUUUUUUAAUCUUAUGAUGCUGCUAGAAAUGUUUUAUUUUAGCUCAAUAAUCACCAACAAGAACCUCGUAGAUGUGUAGGAUGUUCAAGGAGAGCUGUGCCUCUUGUUUAUGUUGUAAUAUAGUCAAAAGUAUUUUUAUAUAAAGAGUAACUACUUUCAGUGAUAGUAAUGUAUCAUUGUUUGUUGUUGUUUUGUUUAACAGAUUGAGUGCUACUGAGUGUUAUCACUGAAUUAUCUGUUAUUGCAAGCACCACAAAUCGUUGAUUUCUUCUGGAAUAUAAUGCAAUACAUCUAAGAAACAUUUUUAUCUGCCAAGAAAGCAGAUUUAUGGCCUGUAUUUGUAUAUAUAAUUAAUCACAGGGCACACCUAGAAUCUGACUUAAGUCUUGCUUUACAUUUUACAUUAGAUGACCACUUCCGUUGUAACAAUCCAUAACAAUCUUUAAGCUACUCACCAAGGACAAUUAUAAUUGUAACUUUAGUUGUAGGAUUAUUUCCUAAACUCUAGACCCUUUCUCCAGUGUGCGCCCCCUUCUGGACCCCAUCAAAAGUUUUCUAGACCCACCCCUGCCUCUGUCAUUGUGUGCUUGCUUAGUGGAAACCUUUGGUUAUAUCUGUGAUAUUGUAAAGACUUCAUUGUACUGUGUAAAGUGUCCUACAACAAUGAAUUUGUGCAAUAACUAAAGUUGAGCUGAAAUCCAGAUGGGUUUAGAAGUCUUUUGGGGAAAAAAUGCAUGUUUUUCACACAUCACUGAUUGAUCAUAUUGAUGAACAGACUGGUUUUUUGUUAAUCACUUUAAUGCCAUUCUUAAACUGGCCCAAAGAUUCUAAUUUGUUCCCUCAAGAAUUGGUUAAGAGACCCAGAAGAGAGCAAAUAUGGAGUAAAUAUGGGAUUUCAGUUUGUUGGGUAACACAAAUGAUUAUGUUUCUAUGUAUCAGCAAUAUUUAGCUCCUCAAUAACUUAUAUCUGAUUAACUUAUUCUAUUAUUA